AUGGUGCUCGUGUGGGCCUUCUCAGCCCUCUACUCCUGUCCUCGACUUCUUUAUUUCGAGGUGGCAGAGUACCCCGUUGAAGGCGGGAAAGAAGCGAUGUGUAUUUUACGCCGUGAUCUCUUCGACACGAAAAUAUGGGACGUGGUCAGCCUGAUUUUGCUCUUCUUGUUGCCUCUCCUUUUGCUGACAAUUUUGUACCUGAGAAUCGCUCAUGUUUUGUGCGCUUCCUCUAAACUUCUUGCCCAAGUUUCCUACUCUGAAACUGGGAAGUUCAUUCGAACGAGCCCGAGACCAUCGGCCUCCGAGACGGGACGUGGGUGCUUCUGUUCCACGAAGCAGGAAUUCCUCUCAACAAUUUCGGUCACGAACGGCAAGCGAGGUUCUCAAGGCAACUCCAACGUAGAAAACUGUCCAGCAUUCAGCCCUGCUUUACUGAACGCAGUCAACAAUACCGCGCCUGCAAAAUCAAAGCGCUUCCAAGGCUUCAAACUCGCCAAGCGAUGGAAGAAAUCUACAUCAAAGCAAUUAGAGCAUCACCAAAAUAAAUUGUGUAGCUUUUGCGAAGAAAAAAAUUUUCACGUGCAGAACAGACACAAUCCGUGCACAGCAGAUGCGUGUAUCCAAAAAGUCAUAAUCCAAGAAAACAGCGCAUCGUAUAGUUCGGUGACCGAGACUGACAUGAGUCAUCACAGGAAAAGUGAACACAUUCACUGCCAUACUACAGCACAAAUUCCAUCAUACAUAGAAGAUAAUUUCCACAAACUUGAAAUACCGAUUAAUGAUGAGAUUUCUCACUGUUCACUGCAAGAAGAAAUAUUUUUGGACUCCCCUUUGGCAGCCGGAGUUCUAAAGCCGCGGUCACAGCAGAGCAUUCCAAGUGCGUUUGAAAGCCGCUGUGCCCGCACGGCUCAGACCGAUCAGCGUAUGAGAAAAAUGAUACCAAGUGAUCGCCUCAGCGUUCGAGGACAUUGUGACCAUUUAGACGAAAAUGAGUUUAGGGCACAGCAUUUGCAUAAUGAGAUGCAGGACAGAGUCAAUUCGUACGGAAGUAAUGCAUCAAGGCAACGGGAACAGCUCAGGAGGACGGCGGUUGUCAUGAGACCAUCGCCAGUCGUGCUGAAAGCCCGCAGAAAAGUAGUACAUAUGCUCGUGCUCGUUGUCGUGAGCUUUGCCAUUUUUUCUUUGCCUUUCCAUGCUCGCAAAAUGAUGCAGUAUUUUUUGCCUAGCUACAACCACACCUCGAAUUUUUCGAUGCUUUUUACUCCGGUCACUUGCCUCAUCAUGUUUGCUCAUUCCGCCGUCAAUCCAAUUUUGUACACCUGCCUCAGCCGCAAAUUUCGAGCGUCCCUGCGAGACUUGUUCAAGUGCAGGCUUACGCGCAGGAGCUCAGCGGGCGUUCCUCGUCAAUUGUGCAACUCCAAGCCGCUGCUUGCCAGACUCAACUCUGAUGGAAGAGUGUCGCUGCAGUUGCAUUAAGAAAAA
This is a messenger RNA of Hyalella azteca, 1482 nucleotides long. RefSeq lists its product as uncharacterized. Gene Ontology annotation, cellular component: membrane. The record is from RefSeq and is a predicted model, not a curated record. Gene Ontology annotation, biological process: G protein-coupled receptor signaling pathway. Bases 1 to 1476 code for a protein of 491 amino acids. Gene Ontology annotation, molecular function: thyrotropin-releasing hormone receptor activity. The transcript is spliced from 2 exons. Lineage: Eukaryota; Metazoa; Arthropoda; Malacostraca; Amphipoda; Hyalellidae.